GAAGUCUUCGUAGGGUUGGCAGAGCCGUGGUUUCUUAGUACUUCGCGUUUCUUUGGACGGCUCGUCCGCCUACUGCCCAUGGACUCGUCGUUUCAGGCUCGCCUGUUUCCCGGUCUCGCCAUCAAGAUCCAACGCAGUAAUGGCUUAAUUCACAGUGCUAAUAUAAGGACUGUGAACUUGGAGAAGUCCUGUGUUUCAGUGGAAUGGACAGAAGGAGGAGCUACAAAGGGCAAAGAGAUUGAUUUUGAUGAUGUGGCAGCAAUAAACCCAGAACUCUUACAGCUUCUUCCCUUACACCCAAAGGACAGUUUGCCCCUGCAGGAGAAUGUAACGGUCCAGAAACAAAAGCGUAGAUCAGUCAACUCCAAAAUUCCUGCUCCAAAAGAAGGUCUUCGUGGCCGCUCCACUCGCAUGUCCACCGUCUCAGAGGUUCGUGUUACCACUCAGGAGAAUGAUAUGGAGGUGGAGCUGCCUGCAUCUGCAAACUCCCACAAGCAAUUUUCAGUUCCCGCCGGCCCCCCUAGGCCUUCCUGCCCUGCAGUGGCUGAAAAACCAUUGACAAUGGUCAGCGAGGAGGUGGAAGAGCAAGUCCAUUUCAUCCGAGGCAGCUCUUCUGCAAACCCUGUGAACUCAGUUCGGAGGAAAUCAUGUAUUGUGAAAGAAAUGGAAAAAAUGAAGAACAAGCGAGAAGAGAAGAGGGCCCAGAACUCUGAAAUGAGAAUAAAGCGAGCUCAGGAGUAUGAUAGCAGCUUUCCAAACUGGGAAUUUGCCCGGAUGAUUAAAGAAUUUCGGACUACUUUGGAAUGUCAGCCACUUACUGUGACUGAUCCUAUCGAAGAGCACAGGAUAUGUGUCUGUGUUAGGAAACGCCCGCUGAAUAAGCAAGAAUUGGCCAAGAAAGAAAUUGAUGUGAUUUCCGUUCCUAGCAAGUGUCUCCUCUUGGUACACGAGCCCAAAUUAAAAGUGGACUUAACAAAGUAUCUGGAGAACCAAGCAUUCUGCUUUGACUUUGCAUUUGAUGAAACUGCUUCAAAUGAAGUCGUCUACAGGUUCACAGCAAGGCCACUGGUACAGACAAUAUUUGAAGGGGGGAAGGCAACCUGUUUUGCAUAUGGCCAGACAGGAAGUGGCAAGACACAUACUAUGGGCGGAGGCCUCUCUGGGAAAGGCCAGAAAGCAUCCAAAGGGAUCUAUGCAAUGGCUUCCCGAGAUGUCUUCCUCCUGAAGAACCAGCCCCGCUACCGGAACCUGGGCCUGGAAGUCUAUGUGACAUUCUUUGAGAUCUACAAUGGAAAGCUGUUUGACCUGCUCAACAAGAAGGCGAAGCUGCGCGUGCUGGAGGAUGGCAAGCAGCAGGUGCAGGUGGUGGGACUGCAGGAGCACCUGGUUAACAGUGCUGAUGAUGUCAUCAAGAUGAUUGACACAGGCAGCGCCUGCAGGACCUCUGGGCAGACAUUUGCCAACUCCAACUCUUCUCGCUCCCACGCCUGCUUCCAGAUUCUUCUUCGAGCCAAAGGGAGAGUGCAUGGCAAGUUCUCUUUGGUGGAUCUGGCAGGGAAUGAGCGAGGUGCAGACACUUCCAGUGCUGACCGGCAGACCCGCAUGGAGGGCGCAGAAAUCAACAAGAGUCUCUUGGCCCUAAAGGAGUGCAUCAGGGCCCUGGGACAGAACAAGGCUCACACCCCAUUCCGCGAGAGCAAGCUGACACAGGUGCUGAGGGACUCCUUUAUCGGGGAGAACUCAAGGACCUGUAUGAUUGCUAUGAUCUCACCAGGCAUAAGCUCCUGUGAAUAUACUUUAAACACACUAAGAUAUGCAGACAGGGUCAAGGAGCUGAGCCCCCACAGUGGGCCCACUGGGGAGCAGCCAACUCAAAUGGAAACAGAAGAGACAGAAGCCAGCUCUUAUGGGGCCCUGAUCACAGGCAAUUUCUCCAAAGAAGAGGAGGAACUGUCUUCCCAGAUGUCCAGCUUUAAUGAAGCCAUGACUCAGAUCAGCGAGCUGGAGGAGAGAGCCGUGGAAGAGCUCAAGGAAAUUAUACAGCACGGGCCAGACUGGCUUGAGCUCUCUGAGAUGACUGAGCAGCCAGACUACGACCUGGAGAUCUUUGUGAACAAAGCAGAAUCUGCCCUGGCUGAGCAAGCCAAGCACUUCUCAGCCCUGCAAGAUGUCAUCAAGGCCUUGCGCCUGGCCAUGCAGCUGGAAGAACAGGCCAGCAAACAAAUAAGCAGCAAGAAACGGCCCCAGUGACACCUGCAAAUAAAUAUCUGUUUGGUUUCACACCCAGCCUCUUUCCCUUCCCCAUCCCUUCCCAGCAGGCUUUGGGCACCUGGUGGAUCUAGGUCAGGCUCUUGAGCUGGGGACAGGCUUUGGUGUCUCCAUGGCUUUUAGCAUUUGGGCCAAGGGCAAUUGUGGGUCAAAGCUAUGACAGGGGACAGUAUUUUCCUUUUCUUAACUGUUGCCCUCAAGAGAUUAAGAAUAGGAGAAGGGGGCUAUUAGUUACCCUUGUGUGUUGCUCUUCCUCUCCAUCAAGAGGGGAAGGCUUUCUGAUGUAGUUUUCCCUUCGGCGGCAUUCUGCCUGUGUGGACUGGCUAGUGGAGGAGGGCAUCCUGGGGUUGUCCUGGCUCUGGAGAGAGAGACUGAGCCUUUAGUCCAGCUCAGCUGACCCUGGCCUGCCUUCUACGCCUUUGGUCCAGUCACUGAUAUGUCUUUCUUAAAAUAAAAAAAAAAUUCCAGGACCUCAUUCUUCCUUGCUGUUUUUUUUUUUUUAGGCCCGAGUAUCCCUGCUGUUUUUGUUUA
Messenger RNA from Choloepus didactylus (southern two-toed sloth), 2799 nucleotides. It is a transcript of the gene KIF2C, whose product is annotated as kinesin family member 2C. Gene Ontology annotation, molecular function: ATP binding; microtubule binding; microtubule motor activity. The record is from RefSeq and is a predicted model, not a curated record. Lineage: Eukaryota; Metazoa; Chordata; Mammalia; Pilosa; Megalonychidae. The transcript has 21 exons. Gene Ontology annotation, biological process: microtubule-based movement. The coding region runs from base 79 to 2250 and encodes 723 amino acids.